Molecule: messenger RNA, 1329 nt
Organism: Ilex paraguariensis (yerba mate)
Lineage: Eukaryota; Viridiplantae; Streptophyta; Magnoliopsida; Aquifoliales; Aquifoliaceae
Source: the annotation of a GenBank genome assembly
AUGGAGUCCAUGGAGGUUUCUUCAGAUUCAAUGAAGACCACCCAACUGGUCUCAAGCCAAAAAGGAGGCCUUAGGACCAUGCCUUUUAUCAUAGCAAAUGAGGCAUUUGAAAGGGUUGCAAGUGUUGGGCUUCAUGCAAACAUGGUCCUGUACCUGAGAAAUGAGUAUCACUUUGAUAAUGCUACUGGAGCAAGCAUUUUGUUUGUGUGGGGAGCCAUGUCAAAUUUCAUGCCCAUUUUAGGGGCUUUUCUCUCUGAUUCGUACUUGGGUCGGUUUCGUGUGAUUGCCUUGGGGACAGUUGUUACACUAUUUGAAAAGAUAACAUCAAUUCACUGGCAAAAUACACAGGGAAUGGCUGUACUGUGGCUAACAGCCAUAUUGCCAGGAGCAAGGCCUCCUCAUUGUGAUCAAGAUUCAGACAUUUGUGCCAAAUCAAGGCCAGACCAGCUCGCGCUUCUGUUCUCAUCGUUCGCCCUCAUGGCGAUUGGAGCUGGUGGCAUUAGGCCAUGUUCUUUAGCCUUUGGUGCAGAUCAGUUUGACACCCCCAAUAACCCGAAAAACGAGAGUAUCUUGCAAAGCUUUUUCAACUGGUACUAUGCUUCUGUGGGAAUUUCUGUACUAAUUUCAGUGACUGUUAUAAUUUACAUCCAAACUGAAGCAGGUUGGGUUGUGGGUUUUGGGGUUCCUGUAGUCGUUAUGUUGUUAUCUACUAUUCUGUUCCUCUUGGUUAUAGUGAUGGCUUGGAAGAACAAACACCUUGCUUUCCCAACAAAGAAUUCUGAUGGAUGGUACCAUCACAACAAGGGUUCAAAACUCGUUACACCAACAGAAAAGCUAAGGUAUUUAGCAUCACUAUCAUCAUCACGUCGUGUUAUCUUUUCAAGUCAGUACUUAAAUAAAGCCUGCAUAAUUAAAAAUCCAGAGAAAGACUUAAACCCUGAUGGCUCAGCUUUAGAAAAGUGGUGUCUAUGCACAGUUCAACAAGUAGAAGAACUCAAAGCACUCAUCAAAGUACUGCCCAUCUGGUCCACUGGCAUCGUGAUUGCAGUAACCACCAGCCAACACUCCUUUCCAGUUCUCCAAGCCAACACAAUGGACAGAAGCUUCAUAAAAAGUUUCCAAAUUCCACCAGCCUCAUUAGGCGUGUUUGCAAUCCUCACUUGGACAAUUUGGAUAGCCACCUAUGAUCGAAUACUAGUUCCCAGGGUUUCAAAGUUCACCGGAAGGCCUCGUGGUUUCAGCCUGAAACAACGGAUGGGUAUCAGGCUAUUUCUCUCUUGCAUAGCCACCCUAGUAUCAGCAUUGGUGGAGAGAAGCCGACGAGGGUGA